CGCCCAAAUUUUCCAUGUAAUUGAAAAAUUCAAAUCAUGCACCCACCCGCCUGCCCCUAAUACCCAUUUAAUUUAUUGAUCCUUUUUCCACUUCUUUUUUUUAUCAGUGUUAUUAUAAACUGAAACUUAAAUAAUAAAAAUGGAAAAAACGUCGGGCUCAUUGAACCCUACUUCAUCUUCUUCUCCAAUAGCAGUCGCUCUCCCGCUCGGCGCCACCUUCAUCUUCAAGUUCAAUCAUCGCUGGCUGCCUCCACUGCUAGCCGCUGCAAAACAAUCCGACCCGACGGCAGCAUUUGAAAUCCGGGGCCACCACGUCAUUCUUCCCGUUCAAUCAUCGCCGGCAGCCUCUACCGCCUCAAUCGUGCGUCUGCCGCUCCAAGAACUUGUCAUCGUCACCCCUCCCAAGUUGUGUAUUUGGAAUCAACCUUCUCAUUGUUGAUUUGGAAUCAUUGUUCUUUGUUCUUGCAAAACUUUUCAUCGUCGCCCCUCACAACUCCUCUCUACCUUUGCAAUUCUACUAACUAAGGUGGGUGGGUUUGCUAAAAAGAUAACUUUUUUACUUGGUAUCUAUUCAAUUAUGUGUAGUGUAAUUGCCUACUAUUUCGAUUUCCCCCGAGCAAAUCUAAUCCAAGAUCUAAGCAUGUGUUGUUCUUCUGCUUCUGCUUCUGUAGCUGUAAUUGCCACUUAUUUAUGUUUCCCCAUAAACAAGCAUUGGCUGAGAAGAAUCAGCGUGACCUUUAAGCUCAGAGGGAACAAGAAGAGAGACAUGUAAGUUGUCAUAAUUUCCUUGGAAAAUUUUUUUGUUGUUUAAAUUAUUUGUAGAAGCUUAUUAAAGCUAACUUUACUGGAUCCAAUUUCCUUGGAUAAUUUCCUUGGCUUUUUAUAUUGUUUGUAGAAGCUUAUUGGAGUUAGCUUUAUUGUAGGAGUUUUUAAAUCAGGCUGUUUUACAGCACUACAGUGGUUUGCUGAAUGAACCUGGCGUCUUUUUAUGGGUUGUCAUAGAAAGUCAUUAGAAUGAAUAUUAUGAAAGGUGAAGGUUGUCGCAGUAGGUAGGAAGUGUUACUCUACAUUACACCUAGGGUUUUUAUUGGUUUUCAUUGGAAUGAAUACAAUGAAAGGUGAUGGUUGUCGCACUAGUUAGGAGUUAGGACGUCUAUUGUGUUAAUCUACAUCACAGCUUAUCCCGUUGAAGCCCUGCCAUUUAGUUUGGAUCUUUUAGUCCUCUAUCCUCUAGUACCAAAAAGUAAUAUCUAGUGUUAUGCAGAUGGAAGUUGCUGACCUCCCAGCUUUAUCAUUUCCAUUCGUGUGAUAGUUCUCAAUCGAAGAACUGAGAUUCUCGUGCCAUGUUUAUGUUACUUUAUGUGGUCUACGACUGAUAAAGAUGAUGUGUUGUGGGAGUGGUUUUGCACUGCGGUCAUCUGAUGUUGUUUACUCUUGUUCCUUCUUUUCCAGAAAAUUGGUAAAACUCUUGAUUUCGAGAUCAAGCAAUGGGCUGCUGGGGAAGAAGGGAAUCUGCGUGCUCUACUAUCAACAUUGCAAUAUGUAUGGUUUCUAGUGUUUUAUCCAAGCUUUUGUUCUUCAUCCGUAGUAACUCAUCCAAUUCAUGUUGUUUUUGUGCUCGAUAUUUUCUGCCUAAUAAAAAACUCGUUUUUGUAUCUAUCAGGUAUUGUGGCUUGAAUGUGGUUGGCAGCCGGUUUCCUUGACCGAUCUGAUUACUGCUAAGGCGGUUAAAAAAGUAUACAGGAAAGCAACUUUAUGCAUUCACCCUAUAAAGUGCAACAGAAAGGUGCCAACCUUCAACAAAAGUACGUCGCGGAGAAGGUCUUUGACUUACUAAAGGUACAUAUAUGGUUACACUUGAGGUAAAAUGUGAACAGUUGGUGUUCGUUCUUUUUCACCCAACAAAGUAACUUAAUAAUUCCCUAUGAUUCAUGUUGUGCAAUAAAGGAAGCAUGGAACAAGUUCAAUUCGGAGGAGCUAUUUUAAAAUCUUGUUGCUACUCGACACAACUUCAUAUUGGGGUAUUACACUAGUCUUGUUCGCUCACAAAUCUUGUCCGUUCGACCAGAGCUUCGUUGUUCUCAUGAGAAGUCCAAGAGGAUCGAGCUCAUCACCGUAUCAUCAUUGACUUGAGGAGCCAGUCAUUAGAUUAUUUAGAAGGUCCUGAAGAAAAAAGUGAAGUAUGGACCAAAGGAGAACCCAAGAUCCGCAAAGGAGUUAGAAUGUUUUGUGUCAUAGUGGACAACUUAGAAUGUUUGGUUAUGAUGAACAAGGAGUUAGACUGCCAUGGAAAUGGUUGUAAUGUUUUGGAUCUUUGAUAAUCUUUCCAUUAUCAGGUUGUAAUGCAGCAAACAAUUUUGAAUUAUGAAAUUUUUGAAGCAGGUUGCCUAACAAAUUGUUCUCUUGUCA
This is a messenger RNA of Linum trigynum, 2409 nucleotides long. Lineage: Eukaryota; Viridiplantae; Streptophyta; Magnoliopsida; Malpighiales; Linaceae. The record is from the annotation of a GenBank genome assembly.